Messenger RNA from Phlebotomus argentipes, 880 nucleotides. Its product is annotated as alcohol dehydrogenase 1-like. Bases 69 to 836 code for a protein of 255 amino acids. Gene Ontology annotation, cellular component: cytoplasm. NCBI's taxonomy places the organism in Eukaryota, Metazoa, Arthropoda, Insecta, Diptera, Psychodidae. The transcript is spliced from 2 exons. The record is from RefSeq and is a predicted model, not a curated record. Gene Ontology annotation, molecular function: oxidoreductase activity, acting on the CH-OH group of donors, NAD or NADP as acceptor.
AUUAGGUGCGAGUCUUCAGUUCUUCAGCUUCAGUUCCACGCUGUCGCGCCGAGUGAACACUUGUUGAAAUGUCUUUGGCUGAUAAGAAGGCUCUCAUCACUGGAGCUUGCAGUGGCAUCGGUUACGCAAUCGGCGAGGAGUUCCUGAGGAAUGACGCCAAAGUGCUGAUCGUCGUGGACAUUCACUUGACGGAGCCGGAGAGCAUUGCGUCAUGGCGCGCAAAGUAUCCCAAGGCCAGCGUGAAGUACUUCUCCGUCGACGUGAGGCUGGACGAGAAGCUGAAGAAGUGCUACGAAGAUGUGGAGAAGGCCUUCGGCAGCCUUGACAUCGUGGUGAAUUGCGCGGGAAUCAUGGGCGAGCAUGACUACAAGAGGAUGAUCGACAUCAAUUUUGCCGGAAUGAUCGGCUCGAGCUUGUACGCCAUCGAGAACAUGAGAAAGGAUGGCAAGGGCAGUGGAGGAGUGAUUGUGAACUUCGCCUCCAUUGUGGGCGUCGAGCCGGUGAGCGUUUGUCCAGUUUACAGCGCCACAAAGGUCGGCAUUAACGCCUUUCAUCGCUCAGUGGCGCACGACAAUGAUCAGCUGGGCAUCAAAUUCCUCAGCAUCUGUCCAGGAUUGACAGAAACUUCGCUCUUCGAUAACAAAACUCAUCCUGGCUUCCACUAUUUGGCCACAGCAGAGAAACUCCAGAAAACCAGAGCAGCGAUGAAGUCUCAAAAGCCUGACGUUAUCAGCACGGGUUUGAUCAAACUCAUACACGAAGCCAAAAACGGAAGCGUUUGGGUUAUUGAGGAAGGAAAGUGGAGAGAGGAAAUUUUCCCCGAAUUGAAGUAUUAAGAAUACCCAAAGUUGUACAAAAUUAUCGGGAAAUAAAUGGGAAA